This is a messenger RNA of Stomoxys calcitrans (stable fly), 884 nucleotides long. It is a transcript of the gene veli, whose product is annotated as protein lin-7 homolog C. Gene Ontology annotation, cellular component: synapse; basolateral plasma membrane; cell-cell junction. Gene Ontology annotation, biological process: maintenance of epithelial cell apical/basal polarity; protein localization to basolateral plasma membrane; neurotransmitter secretion. Bases 81 to 668 code for a protein of 195 amino acids. Gene Ontology annotation, molecular function: protein binding. The record is from RefSeq and is a predicted model, not a curated record. NCBI's taxonomy places the organism in Eukaryota, Metazoa, Arthropoda, Insecta, Diptera, Muscidae. The transcript has 4 exons.
UGAUGGUUUCUGGUAUAUAGAAAAACUAGACUUUUCCUUUCUAAAAAUAGUUGGGCUUUCACAGAAAGUUAAAAGUUAAAAUGACGGAAGUUUGUGAACCUUUGACUCUUGCAAGAGAUGUCAAGCGAUCCAUAGAACUAUUGGAAAAACUCCAGGCCAGCGGAGAUUUUCCAACAACGAAAUUGGCUGCUUUGCAAAAGGUACUACAAAGUGAUUUUCUUAAUGCUGUCCGCGAAGUAUAUGAGCACGUAUACGAAACAGUAGAUAUUCAAGGAUCUCAAGAUGUGCGUGCGUCUGCAACGGCCAAGGCUACAGUAGCAGCAUUUGCAGCAAGUGAGGGUCAUGCACAUCCGAGGGUAGUGGAGUUACCAAAGACAGAAGAAGGUCUUGGGUUCAAUGUUAUGGGUGGCAAGGAACAAAACUCUCCAAUAUAUAUAUCACGUAUCAUCCCAGGUGGUGUAGCCGACCGCCAUGGAGGAUUAAAGCGUGGUGAUCAGCUACUAUCUGUAAAUGGAGUGUCUGUUGAGGGAGAAAACCAUGAGAAGGCUGUUGAACUAUUGAAGCAAGCAGUGGGCUCAGUAAAGUUGGUCGUGAGAUAUACUCCUAAAGUUUUGGAAGAAAUGGAAAUGCGCUUUGAUAAGCAACGUACAACCAGAAGGCGACAAUAAACUUAUUAGUAAAAUUGAAUGUAUGAGCUAUGCAAAUUUAACUAAUUAAUUGGUAGAUUUGUUUAUGCAUAUAACAAAUUAAUCUAUUUCAAGUGCAUUACACCUCGAAUAGCAUUUUGCCUCUCACAAUUUGGCACUUGCGCAAAUAAAUCUAUCUCAUGUUUUCCCAAUUUCGACAUAAUGAUUAAAUAAAAUGUUAAGCUUAUUUCAAUAUAA